Molecule: messenger RNA, 1083 nt
Organism: Fusarium graminearum PH-1
Lineage: Eukaryota; Fungi; Ascomycota; Sordariomycetes; Hypocreales; Nectriaceae
Exons: 1
Coding region: 1-1083 (360 amino acids)
Biological process (GO): double-strand break repair
Cellular component (GO): cytoplasm; PML body
Molecular function (GO): 5'-tyrosyl-DNA phosphodiesterase activity; single-stranded DNA binding
Source: RefSeq, a predicted model, not a curated record
AUGCCAGCCCAUAUUUUACACCAACCACUAGUUUCUUACAACAACUUUCUCAUGGACAAGAUAAUUCAAAAAGCGAUCCAGUACACUAUCGAAAUGAGGAAACCAACUUCCUCAGUCUCAUGGAAAGCCGACCAAAUAUGGCAACAGGCCUUCUACGGAUGGGUCAGCAAAGACAACGAAUGGCAGCCUCUCCAAUCCACCGAGGCAUCACCUGGAAGACCAAAGCUGAAGAAGAUAGCAGUGUACAGCUGGAACAUAGACUUUAUGCUGCCUCAUGCUAAAUCGCGAAUGAACGCUGCUCUCAAGCACUUGGAGGAGCUUAGUCGACAACAUCGAUUAGACGAGGACACAGCGGUCAUUGCCAAUCUACAAGAAUGUGUACCAUCUGAUUUGAACACCAUCGGUGAGAAGGAAUGGAUUCGGGAAGGGUUCUAUCAAACGGAUAUUGACUCGUCGAACUGGGCUUCUGGGGCUUAUGGCACGACUACCCUGAUUGAUCGACGGCUCAACAUAUCAUCGUGCUUUCGCGUCCACUAUUCGGCGACCAAGAUGGAACGAGAUGCAUUGUUUGUUGAUGUCUCGCUUCCUUCAGAUGGCAGAAAAUUCAGGUUCUGCAACACGCAUCUCGAGUCUCUUGCCCUAGAACCACCGCUACGUCCAGCACAAAUUCAACUCAUCGCGUCACACAUGCACGCUGACGAUGUUACCAACGCAGUUGUCACGGGAGAUUUCAACGCUAUUCAACCAUUUGACCGCACUCUCCAUUCAGAGAACAAUCUCAAAGACGCAUAUUUGGAGCUUGGCGGUGAAGAAGGUGAUGGACGGGGUGAAGAUACUGGUGGCUACACAUGGGGUCAGCAGGCUUUAUCUGAGCUGCGGAAAUUGUAUGGCUGUUCUCGCAUGGAUAAGGUAUUUUUCCGUGGUGAUGGACUUAAGCUUCUGCAUUUUGAGAGAUUUGGGAGUGAUGUUGAGCCGGAUCAGGAGGACGAGGAUGCUAGAAAUGAAAUCCUUGCGAUUGGGUUUGAGAAGCCAUGGGUCACUGACCAUCUCGGCGUCAAAGCGGUAUUCGAAAUCAUUGUUUGA